Acanthochromis polyacanthus (spiny chromis) is the source of this 1338-nucleotide messenger RNA. Its product is annotated as glutathione S-transferase A-like. The record is from RefSeq and is a predicted model, not a curated record. The transcript is spliced from 6 exons. NCBI's taxonomy places the organism in Eukaryota, Metazoa, Chordata, Actinopteri, Pomacentridae. Bases 90 to 761 code for a protein of 223 amino acids.
AUGUGUGCAUUUCAGUUCCACUCCUCACUUGGUUCCCUAGACACAACAUCUUCUGUCUUCUGUCAGCUGUUGCACUUCACUCUGAAACCAUGGCCAAGGACAUGACUCUGCUGUGGGGUGCGGGCUCUCCUCCCUGCUGGAGGAUCCAGAUCAUGCUGGAGGAAAAGCAGCUGAAGGGCUACAACCAAAAACUGCUCUCCUUUGAGAAAAUGGAGCACAAAUCCCAGGAAGUCCUGGACAUGAACCCCAGAGGCCAGCUUCCUGCCUUCAAAUGUGGAAAACAUAUCCUGAAUGAAUCCUUUGCCGCCUGCUUUUUCCUGGAGAACCAGUACAAGUCUCAGGGAAACAAGUUGAUCCCCGACUCCUCCGAGGCACAAGCACUGAUGUACCAGCGCAUGUUUGAGGUUUUCACACUCAUUGAGAAAAUGGUGGCUGUUAUCUACUACAACCUCAGGGUCCCAGAGGGGGAGAGACACGACUCUGCUGUUCAGAGAAACAGGGAGGCUCUGAUAACUGAGCUCAAGCUGUGGGAGGGAUACCUGAAAAAAACGGACUGCUGUCUGGCGGGACAAGAAUUCACACUGGCUGAUGUGCUUGUUUAUCCAGUCAUUGCUUAUAUGUUCCACUAUCAGUUAUGUAGUGAGCGUUACCCUGCACUGGCAAAAUACUACAACUCUCUGAAGGAAAGACCCAGUAUCAAAGCCACUUGGCCUCCAAGCUGGAUUACAUUCAUCGACCCGGACGUGCUGAAAACCAUCUGAGAUCCGAAACCUCAUCAGUGGACACACUAACUGUUUCUGUUGUGAUUCGAUAUGCAAACACUCUUUGCAUUGCACUCCUUUUUGUUUAAAAACUACACUUUUCUUCUGCUAUGAAGAGCAAUUUACUACCAUCAAUUGUUAGUGAUUUUUAAAUGUAAAAGAUUCUUAUUGGGCUCUGAACAAAAGCGCUAAAAAAGAGAAUUUCAAUUUGACUACUUAAUUAUUUCCAGGUCAUCAUUCAGAGAGAAAUCUUUCAGUCCAUUUAUGCAUAAAAUGUGAGCAAAAGAUCUGAACAAGUGAGAGUAAUACCUUUAAAUAAAAUGAGUAAUACUAUGGAAUUAUACUUGUAUGUUUCCACACAGAUAUUUGACCACAGACAUUAAAUACAGCAAGUGGGAUUUGGGUACUCUUUUUACAUUUCACUAAACACAACAGCUUUGACUUCCUUCCCGCAUUUUUACAUUUUUGACAGUAGAGGUCAGUAAAGGAAAACUGCAAAUGCCAACACCACAGUCAGAACAUGAACUGUGGAAUGUUUCAUACCAAGACUACAAAUAAAAGACUAAAUCACACAGCA